Ceraceosorus guamensis is the source of this 3811-nucleotide messenger RNA. RefSeq lists its product as hypothetical. The transcript is spliced from 3 exons. NCBI's taxonomy places the organism in Eukaryota, Fungi, Basidiomycota, Exobasidiomycetes, Ceraceosorales, Ceraceosoraceae. The coding region runs from base 248 to 3409 and encodes 1053 amino acids. The record is from RefSeq and is a predicted model, not a curated record. Gene Ontology annotation, molecular function: protein binding.
CCCAGCCACAACGUCUCGUCCGUUCUUGACUUCGCUCGCCACCCACCCAUCCAUCCAUCCAUCCUCUCUCUCAUUCCCCAUCUGCUGCUCAGUCAAUGCAGUCCGGUGGCACGAUAGUGACAUCACCUCUAAGUGCAGCGCCACCAACCAUCCGCUCACACUCUCACUCGCGACGCCUCCGUUGAUCGAUCCACCGCUUCAAUUCCUUCAUCAAGAGAAGCGCUGCUCUCAGACUAGGCCAUCCGAAAUGGAGCGUCUUCCCUCGCUCGGCCAGCCCACAGGCUCGUCGCAGUCGUCGCAGUCUCAGGAGGUCAAGCACAUGCUCGUCCUCCACCUUCCUAUAACAUACUCAAAGCUGGACUCGUACUCUUCCCGUGGGCAAAUCGUAGAUGCUACAAGAAGUUGGUCGCGCCAAUUGUGCUUUCUAGAGGACCACGGGGAGGUCACCCUGGCUCGAGCUAGCGAAGGUACCAUCAUUGACCAUCUUGAUCGUUCCAUCCAAAGUGAGCAAGCACAUUUUGCCAACAAGGUCGUCUCACGCAAGCAUGCCAAGAUCUGCUGGAACAAUGGGGUGCCAUCCAUCGUCGACCUCGGAAGCACGCAUGGCACGCAGUACUCAGAUAUUGGGGCGUACCUCGACCCUUACUCCAACAAUUGGCGAGUUUCGUCGGCGCUUGCCGCUUUUGCGCCACCCGUCGCAUUCUUGAAGCCAGGAAUUCGUCAGAACUUGACCCACGGAGCUCUCAUCACGCUUGGUAAGGACAUGGGCUCUCAAGAACAGUGUCAUCAAGCUGUUCGUGCGCUGGUUGAGAUCAGGAAGGUCUUGAGGCCUGUCGCCCAACAACACUAUCUCCCUCCGCUCUCGGAUGUAAUCGCUUCGGAUUCGACGCAGACUCUUCAUCCAUCGUGCUCUCUCCCCAGUAGCACUAUGCAAGGGUCACUGGAUGCAUGCAAGAAGCCGAUCACCGUUCACCGUGUGCACGACUCGGAUGAAGAAGGCGACCAAGAUGUACCUGAACUCACCAGCGACAGUGACGAGGUGGAGGUCAUCGAGGAGCCGGAAGUCUCUCCAGAAGUGACCCUCGUCGGCAUUCGCACACCAAGUCGCCGGCAUAACGAGCCGAGCGGGACUUGCAAGCUGGCAUCCGGUCCCACUGCCGCACUCAAGACGGAUGAAGACGUCGUGUUUAGCUUUUCGAGCUGGUCUCCUAAAGGGGGAGCACGCAGCCAGCCCACAGAGCGAGUCGUCCCACGUCCGAUCGCAAGUGCCCCCACUCUCCAUGCACGAGCGCUUAUGGCUGGCUGGAGCGAGGCACUCUUGCACCGUGCUUCCUUCAGCAAGUCCAGACCACUGGGGGCAUCAACGCUCAGAUCCGCGUCCUCUGCACUCACAAAUCGCUUUGCCCAGCCCGCCUCACCGUCAUCGGCAGCAUCAGUAGCCGGCAGCGCGGCUAGCUCCGCAAAAUCUGGACAGAGCGCGAAUCCCGACGGUGUCUCAGCAGCAUCUGUCGCAGAGGUCGUGCAGCGUCCUCGUCCACUAAGCUUCUCGCCAUCUAGCAAGGCUCCCCUUGCGGUAGCCGAUUCGAACGAUCUGGACAGCGCCUCCGCCUCCGCUGUCCAGUCUACCAGCACCCGUCCAUCUCAAACCCACGACGCUGGCAUCGCCCUCGCAAACUUGGAAUUUAAUGUCAGCCCUCAAUCAGGGCCAACCGAGGACGGACAGAGUGCAUGGCUUGGAACGCGACGCAUCAGCUCCACGCUUCACCCGCCUUGCUCGGAUCGCUCCUCGGGCGAAGUUCCUCAUGGCAAUCUCGCCCUGGGCCCGUUCUCUGACCCCGACCGUGAAGGUCCUCUCUCUCUUCAUUCUCUCUAUCGACGCGAGACCAGUCCCGUGGAUGAGUGUGACGAUGACAAUUCUAACAGCUCCGAUGAAUCGGACGGCGACACAUCGGAUUCUUCCGGCUCGAAGGAACAAGACAGCCACUCUGAAACCAGUGUUCUUGACGGCGAUGCUCAGCUCAGUGACGAGGAAGACAUAGCUUCCGUGGCCGAAGAUGCUAGCUUGUCUGACGACCUGGAUGACGAGGCCUUCCCCGUCGAGGAGGGCGAGCUCGAUGAAGACGCCUUCUCAGAGGAGCCGGAUGAGGAGGCUUUCCUUGAAGAAUUAGAUGAGGAUGCCUUCCCUGAUGAUCUGGACGAAGAUGACGGAUCUGCGCGCGAGGGUACGUCCGCUGAACGCGAGGAACUGUCAGCGAGCGAGCAAAGCGAGGCUUCCCGAGACAAUGGUCUCGAGCAUGGCAACCGUCCCACCGAUCACGCACGCGGAGCUUCAAGCGAGAACCAUGUGAUGACUGACGUCAAUGACAACUUGCCCGUGACAAGUCCAGCUGUGGUAGAAGCUACGCAGCGAGAGAUCAUCCAAGAUCGCGCCCCUGAAACGACUGCAGUCUUUACUCAAGAAGCGGCUGCAACGACAGUCGAUGACUCCUCUGAUUACAACCCCACCCUUGCCAUUACUCAAGCUCAGAGGUCUCCAGAGUCUAAUCUCUCGCCUCUCACCAGUCAGCCACGGGACGACGACCGGCAGACGUUGCAAAGCAGGUACGAGCCCUCAUUGACUACUCACAUGCAAGAGGCUGCUGAGCAGCUUCGCUGCUUGCAGCGCUCAGAACUGAUACGGGCGGUCGUUGCAAGAAGAGAGGCUCUAGAUCUCAGCCUGCAGCAAGAGAGAAUUCGUUUCGCACGGGAAGAAUCAGAGAUGGCGCUCGCUCGCAGCAUGAACGAGCAGCCUAGCUUCGAGGAGCAGCGGGUUCAGGAUGCUGCGCCAACACAGGCAACCUCACCUGCAGCAGUCGAGACUCCAAGCACCCAACAGACACCUGCAGAACUCGAAUCGCCACUUCGUCAUCUCCGUGCGAUGACAGCUCAGAUGGGAAACCAAGGUCAGGUGCACGCUGCAAUGCUCUUGCGACAGCUUCAAGCGCGACCCACUCCUUCCACACGUGAAGCGGCCGAAACACGCAGGCUGUCUCUUUGUGCGCUGACGCGCAGACUUGCCCGGAUCGACUCCCCUGAGGCGCUCUUGCCGGUGGUCACGACUGUGACAUCGCCGUCGAACAUUUCUCAACAUCCGCCGACAAAAUCCUCGCCUUUUGUGUGCGACGUUGAGCAGCCUCUCGCCGAGACAGCCAAGGUUCAGAACAAUGGCAAACGUAAGCGCAACUCGGUGGAUGCCUCCACGCAGAUCAACGAGGAGCAAGUCAGCGAGCGCAUGAGCUCUCCUUUGCCCGUAAGCCCUCCCCCGAAGCGCGCCCGUCUCGACGUUUUCGGGGGUGUUGUUGUCGGCGCGAUGAUUGGUGCAGUCGGCACCUUCGUAGGACUCGCCUCCUUAGGCCGCUCGAGCAUGUAGGCAUGACGCGCCACGUCGCUCUGAAGGUCGCACACUCAGAAGUGUUAACAACCCUUUCCCAAGAAGUGCAGCGUUUGCGUGACCACUGCCGUGCGGUGGUUUCGCUCAGUCUCAAGCCGAAUCUCUGAUCCGAAAGAAUCCAACAGCCACAGUGUCAACUUCUCUUGAUCGGUCCUAGUAUUCCAACACAAGAUCCACAAUUUCAAGCGCUACUACUGGCUGAGAAAACUACCAUCCACCGAGCCGAUCACAUUUAUCCAUUUGUAAUCCCGCAUUCCUCUCACACGUCCUGCACACCCCUCAUCUGUAAAGACCGCCCCCAUGUUGAACUCAUCGCCCUCGUCCUCGCCCUCGCCCACGACCCCCGCCUUGACUUUGAAUUACGAUGUUUGUGUUUCCGCG